This is a messenger RNA of Scleropages formosus (Asian bonytongue), 1694 nucleotides long. It is a transcript of the gene erp44, whose product is annotated as endoplasmic reticulum protein 44. Gene Ontology annotation, biological process: protein folding. NCBI's taxonomy places the organism in Eukaryota, Metazoa, Chordata, Actinopteri, Osteoglossiformes, Osteoglossidae. Gene Ontology annotation, molecular function: protein disulfide isomerase activity. The transcript is spliced from 12 exons. The record is from RefSeq and is a predicted model, not a curated record. Gene Ontology annotation, cellular component: endoplasmic reticulum membrane; endoplasmic reticulum-Golgi intermediate compartment. The coding region runs from base 122 to 1345 and encodes 407 amino acids.
CAAUCGGAGCUUCCUGUCUGUUUCCUGCAGUGGCAGAGUGGAGGUGUUACCGAUAGAGAGCGAGAGACCGACACAGGAAGAUUAAACAACAACGUAACCUCAAACACAAAUUCGCUGUACAAUGAAAUUAACCGCAGUCAUACCCUCUCCCGAAAUCCACUACUUCACGAUACUGCUGUUUACAGGACUGUACACUCCGGUAAGAAGUGAAAUCACUACUCUCGAUGCGGGAAACAUCGACGAUAUCUUAAACAACGCAGGAGUUGCUUUAGUGAAUUUUUAUGCAGACUGGUGCCGCUUCAGUCAGAUGCUACAUCCCAUCUUCGAGGAGGCAUCCAAUGUGGUUCGGGAGGAGUUCCCAGACACCAAGCAGGUGGUGUUUGCCCGUGUGGAUUGUGACCAGCACUCUGACAUCGCCCAGCGCUACCGCAUCAGCAAGUACCCCACCCUGAAGCUCUUCCGCAAUGGCAUGAUGAUGAAGAGGGAGUACCGGGGUCAAAGGUCAGUGUCAGCCAUUGCGGACUUCAUCCGACAACAGAAGGUGGACCCUGUGAAGGAACUGCAGAGCCUGGAGGAGAUCACCGCCAUCGACCGGAGUAAAAGAACCAUUAUUGGGUACUUUGAGAACAAAGACUCUGAGAAUUAUGGCACAUUCCAGAAGGUGGCAAACAUCCUCCGAGACGACUGUGUCUUCUUGGCAGCCUUUGGGGAGGUAUCCAAGCCAGAACGCUUCAGCGGAGACCAUGUGAUCUACAAGCCCAUAGGGGAGAGUGUUCCUGACAUGGUCUACCUGGGCUCGCUCAUGAACUUCGACCUGACCUACGCCUGGGCUCAGGACAAGUGCGUGCCGCUGGUGCGCGAGAUCACCUUCGAGAACGGCGAGGAACUCACUGAGGAGGGAAUCCCGUUCCUCAUCCUCUUCCACAUGAAGGAUGACCAUGAGAGUCUAGAGAAGUUCCAGCAGGAGGUGGCACGGCAGCUGAUCAGCGAGAAAGGCUCCAUUAACUUCCUUCAUGCUGACUGCGACAAGUUCCGACACCCCUUGCUACACAUCCAGAAGACCCCUGCCGACUGCCCCGUCAUAGCCAUAGAUAGCUUCCGCCACAUGUAUGUCUUCCCAGAGUUCAGCGACUUAACGAUUCCCGGUAAGCUCCGCCAGUUUGUGCUGGACCUGCACUCUGGGAAGCUACACAGAGAGUUCCACCACGGUCCAGACCCCACUGACUCCACCCCAGGACAGGAAGAGAACAGAGAAGUGCAGAGCAGCCCCCCUGAGAGCUCCUUCCAGAAACUGGCCCCUAGCGAAACCCGCUACACCCUCCUCAGGCACAGAGAUGAGCUGUAGCGCCCCCUGCUGUUGGACGUACAGAGGGACGGAGGUUGGGGGGGUCAGCGCCACGGUUGGCAAAACCGCCAGUUGUCUUUCAGAAGGAAAAGGGGGUCUCUGACCACACGACGGCACCGGGAAUAACCUAUAUUUUCAUAACUCUUAUGUGUACAAUCUUUAUUUUGGAUAAAGAGGAAGAAAAACAAUGAAACGGCUUCAAGGGAGGGAUGGCGACGAGGACAAAAACAUUUUUACUUUUAUUUUUGGAGCUUGUAAAUAUGUUUGUGCUGAGUGGGUCAGUUUCUAUGCGAUCCUUGUCUAAAUUAAAUGCCAGUUUUUUUUUUUUUUUUUUUUUUUCUUUUUUUAA